Messenger RNA from Zygosaccharomyces rouxii, 1035 nucleotides. RefSeq names its product Spt2p (gene SPT2). Gene Ontology annotation, molecular function: DNA binding; histone binding. The record is from RefSeq and is a predicted model, not a curated record. Gene Ontology annotation, biological process: nucleosome assembly; regulation of DNA-templated transcription. The coding region runs from base 1 to 1035 and encodes 344 amino acids. NCBI's taxonomy places the organism in Eukaryota, Fungi, Ascomycota, Saccharomycetes, Saccharomycetales, Saccharomycetaceae. The transcript has a single exon. Gene Ontology annotation, cellular component: nucleolus.
AUGAGUUUUCUAUCUAAGAUAUCCAAUCUUAGAAAGUCUAUUCCAGUAGCUCCUCCUAAAGCAAAUACUCCAAGCUCACAACCAGAAACCUAUCAGGCACCAUCUCUCUUGCCCAAGAGUUAUACUAGAGAAGAGGAUCCUGCUGUUAGGAGACUUAAGGAAAAGCGUCAACAGGAACUUUUGAAAAAAGGUGAGCUUUCUAAAAAGGCUACAGCUAGUAGAAGGACAUCGGCGUCAGGAAAAGGUACAAAGAAGGACUCUGAUGACGACAAUAAGACUGUGACGAGGUUUAAAAAGAAAUCUAGUAGCGGUAGUAGUACUGGAUCGAAUAGACCGACACAUAUUUCGGUGGCUCAAAAAAAGAAACCUGAGCCUGUUAAAAAGAUGAGUUUUGACGAAUUAAUGAAGCAAGCUGAGAAUAAUGCUCAUUCCAAUGGUAGUAGCAGUAGCAAGAGUGGUAGUACAACUCCCGUUAGAGCUCCGUCUGAAACCCAACCGCGACCUAGGCCUCAUAUUAACAAGCCAGGUUUUAAAAAUCCUGAUAGACGAAGAAGAGCAGGGUCUCAAGAACCGGUAAAACCAGUUGUGAAGAAUCAGCCAACACCGACCGUUAAGGAACCUAGACCUGCUAAAUUGUCAUUACCCAAGAAAGAUUUUGCCAAACCCAAUGAGCUCAUUCGUAGAAGACUUGAAGCAAAGAAGAAUGCCUCUAGAGUGCAGGAAACACAACAGGAUGACUAUGAAAGUGAUAUGGAUGAUUUCAUAGAAGAUGAUGAAGAGGAAGAUAGAGUUGCCAUGGAGAAAGAUCCUGGUUAUGAUCGUGACGAAAUAUGGGCCCUUUUCAAUAGAGGUAAAAGGCGUUCUGAUUAUGCAUUUGAUGAUGAUGAAGAGGAUGACAUGGAAGCAAAUGAGAUGGAGAUCAUUGAAGAAGAAGAAAGGGCAAGAAAAAUGGCUAGAUUGGAGGAUAAGCGUGAAGAAGCAUGGUUGAAAAAGCAUGAAAUGGAGAAGAAGAAGCGUAAGAAGGCAAGAGAUUGA